AUGAAAUAUUCGACUCAAUCGUCGUCUUUAGUAGACAUGAUAUUACUUAAGGACAUGGCUAUUUGCUGGCAGCCUGUACUUAAGGAACUUUUUUCACCACAUAACUUUCAUCUUGAGUACAUUGGCUGUGUUGUAUCCCAACCUGGAGAUGAGGCACAAAAUUGGCAUUUGGAUGGAAUUCAUCGCAACAAAACUAUUCAAGAAUCAGUGGAUCGUCUGAAUGUGUUUGUGCCACUUGUAGCACUAAAUGAUGAAAUUGGAGGCACUGAAAUGAAAUUAAGGUCGCAUAUUCACGAAAAUGGAGCUCGUGGUACAGCAUUUGAAGACUAUCAAGAUCUUCCUAGUGUUAUUGCACAUAUCCAAGCAGGAACUCCCAUCAUCAUGGAUUAUCGUGUAUGGCAUCGUGGAUUGGCUAAUACAAGCAAAGACACUCUUCGUCCUUUGCUUUACUUUAAACAUGCCAAAAUAGAGACAAAUUCCGACUUAAAUAUUGCAAAGAAACGAAAACGAAUUACGCCAGUGAAAGUGUAA
Messenger RNA from Plasmopara halstedii, 531 nucleotides. RefSeq names its product Phytanoyl-CoA dioxygenase. The record is from RefSeq and is a predicted model, not a curated record. The transcript is spliced from 2 exons. Lineage: Eukaryota; Oomycota; Peronosporomycetes; Peronosporales; Peronosporaceae. The coding region runs from base 1 to 531 and encodes 176 amino acids.